UGUCUGGAUUUGGAAACUAUCAUCUAGUUUUUUUGCAGCUCUAAUUCUAUUCUAUAUACAGAUCACUGAACUUCAUGUGAGCUACAUCUUACAAGAUAGGAUCGUCGCUCAAAUUCACAUUUGGUUUGUUUUGCAACAUUUUCAUGGAGAGGCAUGGGACUUGGGCGAAGUUAUGUCACUUGAUGGAGACAGUGCGUUCAACGAGAAAAGAUUCAAUGUUACUUGUUGGAUUUGGCUUCAUUUUUGGAGCAUCAACCUUCAUUUUUAUAGCUAGUAUAUUCAUCCUCCCAUUUCUUUCCCCGUCACGCAUGAAUCCGUUGCUUCAAAACAAUCUCAACAGAUUUUAUAAGAAGUUUACGCUUUUGCAUUUUCCUUAUUAUACUAGUAGUACUACUUCUACUGGUGAAUGCAAUAUCUUUGAAGGACAAUGGGUAAGGGUUAGCAACCGAGAACCAUAUUAUCCUCUUGGUUCUUGUCCUUACAUCGAAAGAUCACCUUAUGAUUGUUACAAGAAUGGCAGACCUGAUGAUGCAUAUCUCAAAUGGCAAUGGCAGUGGCAAUCGCACCCAUCAAACAAUGGAUGUAAUAAAAAUAUCCCGAGCAUUCUUAAUGCCGGUGACUUUCUAGAGAGAUUGAGAGGGAAAAAAGUAGCAUUUUCUGGGGAUUCCUUGAACAGGAACAUGUUUGAAUCUUUAGCAUGCAUCCUUUGGAAUGCUGUUCCAGAUAAGAGCAAAGUUUCCUGGCUCCCUGGAAAUAUAGGCCACGACAUAAGAGGAGAUAUGGCAGUGAGAUAUGAGGACUAUAAUUGCACCGUAGGAUUCGUGUGGUCUCCUUUUUUAGUUUAUGAAACAAAUCCGAAAAAUCGUAGAACUCAAGAAGGUAUACAAAAACAGGUGCGAGAGACAAUGAGAUUAGAUAUGAUUGACCCACGCGCGUCAACGUUCUAUCGUGAUGCUGAUGUUGUCGUGUUUGAUUCAUGGCAUUGGUGGGUUGGAAACAAAGUUCACAAUGGGAAAGACUAUUUUCAGGAAGGUAACUCUUUGUACCCACAACUAGAGAUUAACAAAGCAUAUAAGAAAGCUCUUGGUACUUGGAGGAGGUGGAUUGACAAGAACAUCGAUUCUAACAAAACCCAAGUUGCUUUUGCAGAAUAUUCAGAAACUCAUUACGAAGGUGGUCAAUGGAACACUCAUGGAAAAUGCAACAGGGAAACGGAACCGAUCAUGAGUAAUGAAACAUAUAGACGGAGGAAUCCUUCACGUGCGAAAGUAUUACAUGACACCUUACGACUAAUGAAGACCCCUGUUUUGUAUUUAAAUAUCAGCAAACUUACUUACUAUCGAGCAGAUGGACACCCUUCAAUUUAUUCAAAAAAUCUUACCGUUCAAGAGAGGAUUGCAUCUACGGAUCCUCAAGAUUGUGUUCAUUGGUGCUUGCCUGGUGUACCGGACACUUGGAAUGAAUUGUUGUAUAUUGCUCUCAUGAGGGCUGGAAAAGGAUCUUUUGCCCAGUGAGAGUGAAGUUGCUCAUGUAAUGCGUAACUUACAGCAGAUGCAGUUACUAAGUAGAUAGUAGUACAGUAAGGCUGUAGUAGGAAUUCUUCAUAUGCAUAACCAAUUCUGCCUUCCAAUUACCAGGUAGGGUGAUAUUCAUUUGUAAUGACGUAUGACCUUUUCUUUUUUUUUUUGAUCAUUUGACCUAUUUGUUAAAAGAAACUCAGAUGAUGACCUAGCCAAUCUGAGCUUCUGCCCUUCUGCACUUUGUAAGACUUGAAUAUUUCUUCCCUUCCGGAGAUUUUUGUUGUUAAA
Molecule: messenger RNA, 1808 nt
Organism: Papaver somniferum (opium poppy)
Lineage: Eukaryota; Viridiplantae; Streptophyta; Magnoliopsida; Ranunculales; Papaveraceae
Product: protein trichome birefringence-like 2
Exons: 5
Coding region: 144-1514 (456 amino acids)
Cellular component (GO): Golgi apparatus
Molecular function (GO): O-acetyltransferase activity
Source: RefSeq, a predicted model, not a curated record